CGCCCAACCAAAAUGUGGUCACCACGAUCUCCAACUACCGACGGUUCAGCCGUGUUCGCGAGCGAGCCUUCAAGACGCGUUACCUUUUUAGGUCUGCGCACACUCGCUGCUAAGACUUUGCCUUUUGCCUCCAAGAGCGCAAGCAAGCACCACCCUCACCGGGACCAUCACUCCGUCCCGCUCCAUCAAGCUUCAACCUACACAUCACCUCGUCAACAUGUCGUCGGUGACCUUCUCGGAGAGCGCGGCCCCGGCCACGCAGGCGCCGGUGCUGUCUCCCGUGGCCGCAGACGUGUCGGGCAUCACUGACAACGCCUCUCGUGGCACGUUGGUGCUGGCGGACGGCACUACGUACGCCGGUUACUCGUUCGGCGCGGACAAGAGCAUCUCGGGCGAAGUGGUGUUCAACACCGGUAUGGUGGGCUACCCCGAGGCUCUGUCCGAUCCGUCGUACCGCGGCCAGAUCCUCGUGCUGACGUACCCGCUUAUUGGCAACUACGGUGUGCCCGACAUGGACGUCAAGGACGAGUUCAACCUGCCCAAGUUCUUCGAGUCCGGCACGGUGCAGAUCUCGGGUCUCAUUGUGUCCGAGUACUCGUUCCAGCACAGUCACUGGAACGCCGUCAAGUCGCUCGGCGACUGGCUCAAGGAGCACAACGUGCCGGCUCUCUUUGGCAUCGACACGCGUAUGAUCACGAAGCGUAUCCGCUCGCUCGGUGCCGUGCUGGGCAAGAUCGAGUUCGAGGGCCAAGCCACUGAGAUCGCGGACCCCAACAAGACGAACCUGGUGGCCGAAGUGACUGUCAAGGAGGUGACCGUGUACAACAAGGGCGCGUCUCCCAAGAUCGUGGCCUUCCACUGCGGUAUGAAGCACAACAUCGUGCGGUACUUGGCCUCCAAGGGCGUGGAGCUCACGGUCGUGCCGUACGACUACGAUCUGCCCAACAGCGAGCUGCAGUACGACGGUAUCUUCAUCAGUAACGGUCCUGGAGACCCGACCAUGGCCUCCAAGACCAUCGAAAGCAUCCGCUGGGCCAUCAACCAGGAGAACCCCAAGCCCAUCUUCGGUAUCUGUCUGGGCAACCAGAUCCUGGCCCUGGCCGCCGGUGCCACCACGUACAAGAUGAAGUACGGCAACCGCGGUAUGAACCAGCCCUGCAUCGACAUGCGUACCACACGCUGCUACAUCACGCCACAGAACCACGGAUACGCUGUGGACUCGAACUCGCUGCCUGAGGGCUGGAAGACGUUCUUCAUGAACGCCAACGACAAGUCGAACGAGGGUAUCAUCCACGAACACAAGCCUUUCUUCUCGGUGCAGUUCCACCCGGAGGCCUGUGGUGGCCCCACGGACACGGCCUUCCUCUUUGACAUGUUCCUGGAGAAGGUCAACAGCGCCCCGCCCAAGCUCACGGUCAUGGACACGUCUCUGUACGACCGUCCGACGUUCUCCAAGGUGCUGCUGCUUGGUUCCGGUGGUCUGUCUAUCGGCCAGGCUGGUGAGUUCGACUACUCGGGCUCGCAGGCCAUCAAGGCUCUGCGUGAGGAAGGCGUGCACGUCGUACUGGUGAACCCGAACAUCGCCACGGUGCAGACGUCCAAGGGUCUAGCCGACAAGGUGUACUUCGUACCUGUGCGUGCUGAGACGGUGCUGGAGAUCAUCAAGAAGGAAAAGCCGGACGGAAUCCUGGUGAGUAUGGGCGGCCAGACGGCUCUGUCCGUCGGUAUCGAGCUGUACCUGAACGGCGACCUGGAGCGUCACAACGUCCGCGUCAUGGGCACGCAGAUCGAGUCGAUCAUCGACACGGAAGAUCGCGAGAAGUUCUCGGCGAAGCUGGCGGAGAUUGGCGAGACGAUCGCUCUGAGUCAGCCGGCCACGACCGUCGAAGGCGCGCUGAAGGCUGCCAACGAGAUCGGCUACCCAGUGCUGGUGCGUUCGGCUUUCGCUCUGGGUGGUCUGGGCUCGGGUUUCGCUGCCAACGACGAGGAGUUGCGUGUUCUGGCCACCAAGGCUCUGCACGGCUCGGCGUCGAAGGGUCAGAUCAAGCAGAUUCUGAUCGACCAGGACCUCCGCGGCUGGAAGGAAGUCGAGUACGAGGUUGUGCGUGACGCCAAGGACAACUGCAUCACGGUGUGCAACAUGGAGAACUUCGACCCGCUGGGAAUCCACACGGGCGACUCGAUCGUCGUCGCUCCGUCGCAGACGCUGUCGAAUAGCGAGUACUUCAAGCUCCGCUCGACGGCGCAGAAGGUGGUGCGUCACUUGGGCAUUGUGGGCGAGUGUAACAUCCAGUACGCGUUGGACCCCAAGUCGGAGCGCUACUGCAUCAUCGAGGUGAACGCUCGUCUGUCUCGCUCCAGUGCUCUCGCCUCCAAGGCCACGGGCUACCCGCUUGCCUACGUGGCCACCAAGAUCUCUCUGGGCAUUGACCUGGUGUCGAUCAAGAACAGCGUGACCAAGACGACCACGGCCUGCUUCGAGCCCAGUCUGGACUACUGCGUGGUCAAGAUGCCGCGUUGGGACCUGAAGAAGUUCUCGCGUGUGUCGAACGACCUGGGUAGCUACAUGCUUUCCGUGGGUGAGGUCAUGUCUAUCGGCCGCAACUUCGAGGAGUGCAUCCAGAAGGCUGUGCGUAUGGUGAACCCGAACCUGGACGGUCUGGACGGCAGCGCCGUGGACAACGAGACGAACCCGGAGGUGCUGGACGCUCAGCUGAGCCACCCAACGGACGAGCGUCUGUUCUACAUCAUCUCGGCCCUGGACGCCGGCUACACGGUCGACCGCGUGCACGAGCUGACCAAGAUCGACAAGUGGUUCCUGUCCAAGCUGGCGCGCAUCUCUUCGCUGCGUCAGUCGGUGCCCAAGUUCACGCUGGACACGCUGAGCGAGCGCUUUGUGCGCACGCUGAAGGUGAACGGUUUCUCUGACCGUCAGAUCGCCGCCAAGCUGCCCAACGCCACGGCCAUGCAGGUGCGUGAGCGUCGUAAGCAGCUGGGCGUUCUGCCGUGCGUGAAGCAGAUCGAUACGCUGGCCGCCGAGUUCCCGGCCCAGACCAACUACCUGUACAUGACGUACGGCGGCUCCGAGGACGACAUCCCGACGAGCGAGGAGGCCAUCGUGGUGCUCGGCUGUGGCGCCUACUGCAUCGGUUCGUCGGUGGAGUUCGAUUGGUGCGGCGUGAGUGCUGUGCGCACGGUGCGUGAGCUCGGCAAGCCAGCGAUCGUGGUCAACUACAACCCCGAGACGGUGAGCACGGACUACGACGAGAGCGAUCGUCUGUACUUCGAGGAGCUGAGCUUGGAGCGCGUGCUGGACAUCUGGGACCGCGAGAACCCGGAGGGUGUGAUCGUGUCUGUGGGUGGCCAGAUCCCGAACAACCUGGCCAUGCCGCUGUCCAAGGCCGGCGUCAACAUCCUGGGUACGUCUCCGGAGAGCAUCGACCAGUGCGAGGACCGCAACAAAUUCUCUGCUUUGCUGGACACGCUGAACGUGGACCAGCCGCGUUGGACGGAGGUCACGGACCUGAACUCCGCUCUUGAGUUCGCGCAGGAGGUGCAGUACCCGGUGCUUGUCCGUCCCAGUUACGUGCUGUCGGGUGCUGGUAUGAUCGUGGCUUCGGACGAGGACCAGCUGAGGGACUACCUGAGCAGCGACGCCGUCAAGAUGUCGCGUUCGAUCACGGUGUCCAAGUUCAUCCUGAACGCCAAGGAGAUCGAGUUCGACGGUGUGGCCAAGGACGGCGCCAUUCUCAACUACGCCAUGUCGGAGCACGUGGAGAACGCCGGUGUGCACUCCGGUGACGCCACGCUGGUGCUGCCCGCCCAGAAGCUGUACGUGGGCACGAUCAAGCAGGUGAAGCGCAUCGCCAGCGCCAUCGCGCAGGCGCUCGACAUCACGGGUCCGUUCAACAUCCAGCUGAUGGCCCGUGCCAACGACGUCAAGGUGAUCGAGUGCAACCUGCGUGCGUCGCGUACGUUCCCGUUCAUCUCGAAGACCUUCGACCUGAACUUCAUCAACCUGGCCACGAAGGCCAUGAUCGGCCUGCCUGUCAAGUCGGUGCCGAUCGCUCUGAUCGACAUUGACUACGUGGGUGUCAAGGCGCCGCAGUUCUCGUUCACGCGUCUGCACGGCGCUGACCCGAGUCUGGGUGUGGAGAUGGCUUCGACCGGUGAGGUGGCCUGCUUCGGCACGGACAUGCACGAGGCGUAUCUGAAGGCGCUUCUGAGUGCCGGCUUCAAGAUGCCCAAGGAGAAGAAGGUGCUGAUCUCGAUCGGCAACCAGGACAUCAAACGCGAGUUCGCGGAGGGAGCGCUGAUCCUGCAGGAGCUGGGCUACACGAUCUACGCCACGCCCGGCACGCACGAGUACCUGACCACGCAGGGCGUCAAGAGCAUUGCGCUGCGCAAGCCUUCGGACCCAGAGAGCGACCUGCCUAGCGUGAUUGACUACAUCUCGUCGGGCAAGAUCGAGCUGGUGAUCAACGUGCCGGAAGGAACGAACCGCGAGGAGCUGACGAGCGGCUACAAGAUCCGUCGUGCCGCCGUGGACUUUGGCGUGUCGCUCAUCAACAACAUCAAGUGCGCGCUGCUGUUCGCGCAGGCCAUGCAGAAGGUGCGCAAGCUCGAGAUCUGCAACAUCGCCGAGUACUACGCGAUGCCCACGAUCGGCUGGCGUCCGGGUCAGAAGCUCACGGCCCGCAAGAUGUCCAUCUUCUAAGCUGUUAGUAGCCCAUAGCCCCAUAGUUCAUAGUCCAAAGAUUGUAUUGAUCCAUAAGUGCAUGUAAAUAAUUCUGCUCACUUCACAGCCUUCAAAUGCUACGAGUGUAGAGCUUCUUGCACUUCAAACAUGGUUACCAUCCAG
This is a messenger RNA of Phytophthora nicotianae INRA-310, 4861 nucleotides long. Its product is annotated as carbamoyl-phosphate synthase, large subunit. Gene Ontology annotation, biological process: 'de novo' pyrimidine nucleobase biosynthetic process; L-glutamine metabolic process. Gene Ontology annotation, molecular function: metal ion binding; ATP binding; carbamoyl-phosphate synthase (glutamine-hydrolyzing) activity. The transcript has a single exon. Lineage: Eukaryota; Oomycota; Peronosporomycetes; Peronosporales; Peronosporaceae. The record is from RefSeq and is a predicted model, not a curated record. The coding region runs from base 218 to 4717 and encodes 1499 amino acids. Gene Ontology annotation, cellular component: cytoplasm.